AUGGCAGGCCGCUUUGUGCGCGCGUCGAAGUACCGACACGUUUUUGGAAAAUCCACCAGGAAGGAGUCUUGCUACGACAAUCUGCAUAUCAGUCGCAAUGCGUGGGACACGAAUUUGGUGAAGGCUAACCCAGAAUACCUUUCCGUCAAUUGGGAGGCGAGCGGUGGAGGUGCAUUUGCCGUGAUACCUGUCAACGAGAAGGGACGACUACCCGAGCAGAUCCCGCUGUUUCGAGGACAUACUGGCCCUGUGUUGGAUACAGAUUGGAAUCCCUUCAAUGAUCGUGUUAUAGCCUCUGGGUCGGACGAUGGCAAGGUUUUCAUAUGGCAGGUUCCGCAGGGCUUCUCUCUCUACUCAGAUGCCGAAGAGCCAGUAGAUGUUGCGCCUGUGAGCAAGUUGACGGGCCAUUCGAGAAAGGUCGGCCAAGUUCUAUUCAACCCCGCAGCCGAGAACAUCCUCGCAUCAGCCUCUGGCGACUAUACUAUCAAGCUUUGGGAUAUUGGGGCGGGCAAGUCGAAUCUCACGUUAAAGCAUGGCGACAUUGUUCAGAGCCUGUCGUGGAGCGCGAAUGGCUCGAUGCUGGCCACUACCUCUCGCGACAAGAAACUACGCGUAUGGGAUGUUCGUCAGGAGAGACCGGCGCAUGAAGUGGCAGGACAUUCUGGGGCCAAGAACAGCAGAGUUGUCUGGAUGGGCGAACACAACCGGCUCGCAACAACUGGAUUCUCCAAGAUGAGUGACCGUCAGAUGGCAUUGUGGGAUGUUGGAGCCCCUGCAGAACCUAUUGGAGGGUUUACUGUUCUGGAUUCCAUUUCGGGUGUUUGCAUGCCAUUCUGGGAUGAUGGGACACAGUGUUUGUAUCUGGCAGGCAAAGGUGAUGGAAACAUCCGGUACUUUGAAUAUGCGAACGACAAAUUCGAAUUCCUAUCCGAAUACAAGUCCGGUGAACCUCAACGUGGUAUUGCUUUUGUACCAAGACGCGGCAUCAAUGUUCACGAGAACGAGGUCAUGAGAGCAUACAAGACGGUCAACGAUGCCUAUAUCGAACCCAUUUCCUUCACAGUUCCCAGACGAGCCGAGGUCUUCCAGUCAGAUAUCUACCCACCAGCAAGCGGUACCAAGCCUGCUGUGUCCGCUGCAGAAUGGCUCUCGGGCAAGGAUGGAAUCCCUUCCAAGAUUGAUUUGGAGAGCGUAUAUGAUGGAAAUGCCCCGGUUGAAGUGGCAGCCGAUUACAAACCCCCCGCUGCUGCACCAGCUCCUGCUCCUGUCAAAGCUGCCGCGCCUGUAAAGAAGGAAAGUGAUGUACCUCGGUCACCCGUCGCAACCCGAUCCCCGCCUCCUACCAUGUCUGAGCAGAAGGGUUCAAUAUCAGCCAUGGCAUCAAAGUUCCAAGAUGACGAAGUUGAGGAUGAUGAGGAUGAGACUUCGAGUUUUGAAGAGAUCGCCAAACCUGUUCAGAAAUCAAUUCCAAUUGCUGCAAAGGCAGAGCCAAGAUCUCCCACCAAGCUAUCGCCAACCAAAACCGAACCACCGAAGCCUGUUCCUGUUUCUCAAGCCACCCCGCGAUCCGUCCAACCACCAGCCUCUUCAACUCCCACACCCAUUCCUACCUCGUCUGAACCCGUCUCAGCUGUAAGCUCAAACGAAGGGGUGGAGACAUCUCUUCAGCAAAUUAAGAGUAUUCUGGAAACACAAACGAGGACGAUCAAUGCUCAGAGUGAGAAGAUUGGACACCUUGCUCAAGAGGUUGACACUUUGAAGAUGCGGGUCGGAACAGGUGCGGAGGAUCAGAGUGAGCGAAUUAGACAAUUGGAAUUGGAGUUGGAGGCUGCGAGGUCGUAG
This is a messenger RNA of Lachnellula hyalina, 1842 nucleotides long. It is a transcript of the gene crn1, whose product is annotated as Coronin-like protein. Lineage: Eukaryota; Fungi; Ascomycota; Leotiomycetes; Helotiales; Lachnaceae. Gene Ontology annotation, biological process: actin filament organization. The record is from RefSeq and is a predicted model, not a curated record. Gene Ontology annotation, molecular function: actin filament binding. The transcript is spliced from 8 exons. Bases 1 to 1842 code for a protein of 613 amino acids.